Molecule: messenger RNA, 1588 nt
Organism: Pogonomyrmex barbatus (red harvester ant)
Lineage: Eukaryota; Metazoa; Arthropoda; Insecta; Hymenoptera; Formicidae
Gene: crp
Product: transcription factor cropped
Biological process (GO): regulation of transcription by RNA polymerase II
Cellular component (GO): nucleus
Molecular function (GO): RNA polymerase II cis-regulatory region sequence-specific DNA binding; protein dimerization activity; DNA-binding transcription factor activity, RNA polymerase II-specific
Source: RefSeq, a predicted model, not a curated record
AUGAGUCAGGCUGAGGCCGGAACUGCAUUGAGCAAUUCUUCUAUUGCGAAUGCUGCGAUACUUCAACAGACUGCCGAAUACAUAUACCAGUUAGAGCAAGAGAAGACACAACUGUUGUCACAAAAUUGCCAAUUAAAGCGAUUGGUAAAUCAACACGAAGGUGGCGAUGUACCUAUCAAGAAGCGCAAACCCGACACCCAAGGUGUCGUCGUUAGUCUACCAAUGCACGUCAACGAAAGUGGCGAUGAGGGCUUAGGCAGCAUGUCCCCCGAGCCGUUGUCGGUAAUCACGGUAACCACAGAGGGACAUUCCGUUGUGAACAGCGAGGUGGUGGAACUCAGGCGACAGCUAGAAAGGGAGCGUCACGCGAGACUGCAUGUAGAGAAACAGAUGAGAGCAAUUCAGAAUCAGAUGUAUCCAGAGAGAUUCCGGGACAAUCAGCUAAUCGCUUAUCAGCCCCACGAGGUGAUCGAGCACACGGAUAAUGUGAUGGCGCAGGAAACGGAGGAAGCGGUGGCUGCGCUUCAGGUGGUAUCAGUCAUGUCUCUGCCACCAGUAGGCUCUACUCAGACCGUAGAGACGUCUAGCCCGGACCCGAGCUCACCGCCUUUGUCGCCACAACCGGCCGACAUUGUGCCGGAAGAGAUCAAAGAGGAGGAGUCACGCGCGAGUACGCCCAAGAUUGUCGCCUUCGCACAGAAUCAGGUGUUCACGGCGAUAGAAGAGCCGACUACCGCGGACUCGUUCUCAUCGUCGAGUCGCGUCACGUACGCCACAUCGUCCUCCGCAGAUUUCAAGACUGGCUCGCCUCAGUACAUCACCGCGAGUCCCAGUAGGCCCUUUUCACCGGCUGCCGAGCCUCAACGAUUACCCAGUGUUCUAGAGGCGGCGAUGAAAGCAGAACCAAAAGUUGAGGUGGAAAGGUUGCCCUCUCCAUCGAAUUCGCUGGAUGAUAGUACGCAGGCUAGGCUAUACAUCGCGAACACAUCCCGACAAAAUCUGGAAACGAUCGUCGAGGCGAUACGUCACCUGGAAGGUGACCAUUUAUUCAGCGAUGAACCCGCGCAGGACGUGCCGCUAGCAUUAACCAACAAGCAACAACAGCAGCAGCAACAGCAAACAGCGACAAACUCAACGUCGACGAAGUCUGCAACCACCACGUCCGCUUCCUCUUCUUCAUCCUCGACGUCUGCCACGGCAACAUCCGCAAAACAACGGAUACUACACGCCGAACAUUAUCUCCAAUUUCAUACGCAACAGCAGACCCAGCAGCGGCCCGGCGUGAUCGUGGUGAAGCAUUCGUGAUCCAACAGCACUCCGCGUCCCGCACACUGAAUGAUACAUUCAGAGCGAUGAUGCACUCGCCUCCAUGUCCGACGUCAUCAUGGCUUAUCAUUCGAAAAUGAGGAAUCCUUUUCAAUCGACUCAAGAGAAUGAGAGCGGUCAGCGCUCGCAGAAACGAGAGAAACGAUAUUCGGUCGGAUUAUCGCGAUCGAGUAUCAUGAGAUUUUAUGUAUGUUCCUACUGGCGCGCUUCGUUCGCCUUCACCUUGAUAUGACUGCUAACAAGGAUAACUGCAUGCGAAAAA